Messenger RNA from Mycena citricolor, 756 nucleotides. NCBI's taxonomy places the organism in Eukaryota, Fungi, Basidiomycota, Agaricomycetes, Agaricales, Mycenaceae. The record is from the annotation of a GenBank genome assembly.
AGUUCCACGACAUUGUUUACAUCAGUGGAAGUGUUUGUAUGGAAUCGUGCAGGCCGCGCAGGGUGAUGAUGCCCCAGGAGAGCUUACCUGGUGAACAUGACCCGUGCGCCCUCGUUUCAGAACUCGCAGCACUUUUCUUGGAAUAGCGGACUCGAAGCAAUGCGAUAAAAUUGUGUGGAUACAGCGAUAAACUAGGUGUCGGGAUACUCAACUCGGCGUACAGGAGGGAUUUGAUCGUCAUCGAGCGCGACCUGGAAGUUGUACUAGAACAGAUGAGCAUGGCAGCAAGAAGCAUGAGCUCCCUGAACGCACCCCAAAAGGAUAGUCGUCUGACUCGGGCCGUGCCACUUUCCACUUGAACUGGGCCAAGUUGACCUUCCCGCCGAUGCUUUCGAAUUUGUCCACCAUGUCCUUCAGUACGGCUCGAUCCCAGGGAGACUCCGCGCGCUGGGCUUCAGGCCAAUUUUGGGGAACGGUGCGAGUCGGAAAGAGCAGGGGCCUAGUUGCAAUCGGAGUGCAGAACCCAUCCAAAAAAGCUCACAAAUUGGGCUUGGAAUGCCGUACAGGUUGUUGAAAGACAUCGAAAAGAACAUUGCCCCAUUGCAGCUGCGGCCUUCCGGUGACUGCAUAAAUAUCUGAUAUUUGGGCAAGAGCAGGAUUGCAUCUCUGAAUUCCGCAGCUGUGAUUGUGUAGCCCACGACGAAAGGAAAGGAUGGCUUCGCGCGAGCGCGCCGUUUUGACUUCUGAGUAGAGGGG